AUGGAGCACCUCAACAGCGAAAAUGUGCUGGCAAUAGUACGAGUCAGUAACGACAACACAUUCUGGCUUCGCCACGAAGUUAAAGUCGGACCAGAAUGGAAGACUCCAGGGCUCACGGACAAUUGCAUUGUUAUCACACUUCAGGACAGACCGUUCACUUCUGCCGGUGUUGUCUUCGGUACCAGCGAAGAUUGCGAAGUGGUGAUUGCAAAAAAGGAGAAAGCGGAACGCACAUCUCUGUCACGCACAUUCUAUGAGUGUCAUUUCUCGAUUGGAUUGGACCACCAAUACCGUCUGGUUGCCCGAGACCUGACCGGUGACCAGGGCAUUCAAGUUCAAUACAAUGCCGCAAAAAAUAAGCCCGACGACCACAAUGCUGAGUGGAUACUCGCAGGGCGCGAUGUGCCCGAUAUCUAUAGAAAACUGGACGCGACACCAGGCCAAUUGGAUCGGUGGCGGCUGACGAUCUAUGUGGAAGACCAGCCGACCUUUGACAUUCUCCCUGGAAAAGCCAUCCAGAGCCUCCAGGGCCUCCAAGAGCCAAACAUGCAGGCUCAACUUUUCAGGCAGGGGAAGUAUCCUGACGGUCUAUUAUCGCAGCAAGUGCCUGCUAUAGUCCCGAGAUACUUUCCCGAGAAGGGAUUGAUCGAGCGUGGCAUUGGAGAGGGUGGGUUUGGUGCUGUGGUGCACUACUGGAGCCCCUUCACAGGGAAACAGCACGUGGUAAAAAAGCCGUUGACAAGAAGAAUGAGCUUGGAGCGGUGGGAGAAGGAGGCGCGGGUGAUGGACCUUGCUCGACAUCCUCACAUUGUCGAGUUCUUGGGUGCCGAUUUCGACACGACUCCGCACAUCGCCAUGGAGCAUGUGGCGCUUGGCGCGUUGCGAGCCCACAAGGAUAUCACGGGUGUCGAAGCCCUGAUCAUUCUUCGACAAUGCACAUCAGCAUUGUCGUUCCUCCAUGCCCAUGAACCUGCUAUUGUUCACAGGGAUAUUAAACCACAUAAUAUCCUUGUUCAACAGAGAGGUGAAGGGGGAGUAAAUGACCACAUCGUGGUCAAGCUGUGUGAUUUCGGCCUCGCUCGCGAGAUUCCACGAGGACAAAUCGACUCCCACCCAGGCACGCUUAAUUAUGCCCCACCGGAAUACUACCCAGUGGGUAACUAUCAACCGCCGCUUGGCGUGAAGAUAGAUAUAUGGUGCUUGGGACUCGUGGUCUUUGAGCUAGUCAGUCAGAUUCUCCUUGGCUCAGGUUCGACACACCAUCAGUUGGGUGAUGGUGACAUCAUCGUUGGAAAGCCGAUGCACGACAGAAUAGUUAAAGACCUGCACCGAUUCGCGGAGAGUCAUCGCCAAGGAGACUUCGAUAUUCUCAAGAGGAUGCUUGUUUUGGAUCCUGUCGGGCGGAUCACCGCCAAGGAGGCUCAUGAACUGGCUGAAAGAAUGAAUAUCUCAGCGUUCGUCACUACUACGGCCAUGGAGCCUGGCACCGCGGUAAGCCAAGCACAGCCUUUGGACUAUCAAGCAGACAUUGCCGCUGAGGUUCUGAGGAGCUUGUCGAUUUCGAAUCCUCGAUUGGCCAAAAGGAAAAGGGGACAAGUAAUUUAA
Clonostachys byssicola is the source of this 1605-nucleotide messenger RNA. Lineage: Eukaryota; Fungi; Ascomycota; Sordariomycetes; Hypocreales; Bionectriaceae. The record is from the annotation of a GenBank genome assembly.